UCUAUGUACAUAAACAUUGAUAAUAGAUAUACGAAGGGUAAAGACUUGGAAUACUUUAAUAAAUAAUAUAGUAUAAUUGGUGAUUUAUUAGUGAUAUAAAAUCAAUUAAAUUUUAACAAUGUCUACUCAUGAUUCUGGCGAUGAACAAAGCGAAGAUGGUGAAUUAAGACAGAGUCCUAUUGAUGGUAAACAUAUUAAGAAUGAUGUUAUGGACUUCAGUAGUUUGUCAGAAGAAGAUGGAGAGGCAGCCGAUUCAUUGGAUAUAAAGCCUCCUCAAGCACGCGUACAACUUUCGAGUAGGAAACGCAGGGAUCAUGAAGGUAGACAUAAAAGGGAUAGGCAUAGAGAAGAACGAAGUCAUUCUUACAGAGAAAAGCAUCAUAGAGAGAAGCAUUUACGUUCAGCUAAAGAAAGAGAAUCUUACCACAGAGAAAAAGAGAGGUAUUAUAGAGAAAAACAAAAUUAUGAGAACUAUUUGGAGAUGCAAUAUGCAACUGAGAGAGGUUAUCGUGAACGUAAAGAUGAACGUUCCAAUAGACAUCCUGAAACCCGAAAAUAUGAUGAAAAGAAAACUAAGGAGAAAGAGCAACGUCAUGUAGGGAGAGAAAGUGAAAAACAUAGACGAGAGAGACAUGGGGAAGAGAGGAAAGUUAAAUCAGCUGGUGAUAGAGCUUUAGAAGAUCUUAGAGAAAGGUUACUUAGUAAGAGAUCAAAAGCAGAAGAUGAAUAUAAAACAGAAAAGGAUUCUCAUAAAGAUAAGAGCAAACAAAAGGACAGUGAAAAUAUUGAAACUGCAUUACAAGGGGAAGCAGGCAUGUAUGUCAAAGAAAUAAUUAAUUUUAGUACUGAUGAGAAAAGACACAAGAAAGAUGAGAAACACAAAGAAGAAGAUAAAUUAACAGAAGAAGAGAGAGCAGAACAAGAAAUGAGAAGGGUUAAACUUCUAGAAGCAGAGCGUGAAAUGGCCCGACAAAAAGAGCAAUCUCGAUUAGAGAGGGAGCGUAGACAUUUAGAGAAAACAAAACGAAAAUUAGAAGAAGAUCUUCACUACAGCAAGAGGAUACGUUCAGAACCAGAUCAGGUUGUAAUGAUUUCCGAUAAUUCUGAAGAUGAGGAGGAAGAAGAAAUGGAAACUGAGUAUGUUGAAGAUGAGGACGACGAAAAGAGCGUUAAAAGUGCGUGCAGUGAUGUUGGGAGCUCAAGUGCACGAUCUCAAAAUAGCGAAAUGUCCGAGAAAAGUCGUUCUCGCAGUCGUACUCAAACUCCUAGUCGAAGUAGGAGUAGAAGCCGAUCCUCAAGAGAAGAUUCGGCCCCUUCAGAUCGUCGAUCACUCAGCCGAAGCGUAAGCCGAGAAAGGUCGGCAUCCACAUCUCCAAAAAGUAAUGGUAAAACCGACGUGAAAGUGUCUGAUACAGAAGAAGAACCAAAGGACGAAGAAAAGAAAAAGAUUGAUUUCGACGAUGAUCUGCCCCCUUAUUAUCCCGCCCUACAGGGCUGUAGAUCAGUUGAAGAGUUUCAGUGUUUGAAUCGUAUUGAAGAAGGCACUUAUGGAGUUGUGUAUAGAGCCCGUGACAAACGAACAGAAGAAAUAGUUGCCCUAAAAAGAUUAAAAAUGGAAAAAGAAAAAGAAGGCUUUCCCAUUACUUCUUUAAGAGAAAUAAAUACACUACUUAAGGGACAACACCCGAAUAUUGUAACCGUUAGAGAAAUCGUAGUGGGCAGUAAUAUGGACAAAAUUUUCAUUGUCAUGGACUAUGUCGAGCAUGAUUUAAAGUCUUUGAUGGAAACCAUGAGGCAUAAGAAACAAAGUUUUACUCCAGGAGAGGUUAAAUGUUUGCUCAAACAAUUGUUAUCAGCAGUAUCUCACUUACAUGACAACUGGAUUUUACACAGAGACUUGAAAACGUCGAACCUUUUAUUGUCCCAUAAAGGGAUCCUUAAGGUGGGCGACUUUGGGCUGGCAAGAGAAUAUGGAUCGCCGCUGAAACAGUACACGCCCAUUGUAGUUACUUUGUGGUAUCGGGCGCCCGAGUUACUCCUUUGUACUAAAGAGUAUUCCACACCAAUCGACAUGUGGUCUGUAGGGUGUAUCUUUGGCGAGUUGCUUUCAAUGAAUGCAAUUUUCCCUGGAAAAUCAGAAGUAGAUCAACUUAAUAGAAUUUUUAAGGAUUUGGGGACUCCCAAUGAAAAAAUUUGGCCGGGCUUCAACAAACUACCUGCGGUUCAGAAGAUGAAGUUCACGGAAUACCCUGUGUCAAACCUGAGGACUCGGUUUCAUAUGCUUUCAGAAUUAGGACAAGCAUUGUUACAGCGAUUUCUUACUUAUGAUCCUGUCCAAAGAGUAACUGCAGAAGAUGCUCUUCAGCAUUCUUGGUUCACAGAGACUCCACUUCCCAUCGAUCCUUCUAUGUUCCCAACAUGGCCUGCAAAGAGUGAAUUAGGGCAUCGGCGAGCACUUGCCGCCAGUCCUAAGCCUCCGUCGGGUGGACGAGAAUUUAAAGAGCUGGGAGGAGACGGAGAAGAUAGUUUAGGCUUUCGAAUUAGUGGAACAGUUAUCGAAAAUAGACGAAUGCCAAUGGGAGGAGGUUUUAGCUUGAAGUUUUAAGCAGUUAUAUUUUGUAUUGUAAAUAGAAAAUAUUGUACUAUAACAUUAAUAACAUUAAUUAAAUAUUAAAUUAGCACAA
Molecule: messenger RNA, 2684 nt
Organism: Agrilus planipennis (emerald ash borer)
Lineage: Eukaryota; Metazoa; Arthropoda; Insecta; Coleoptera; Buprestidae
Product: serine/threonine-protein kinase PITSLRE
Exons: 7
Coding region: 119-2605 (828 amino acids)
Biological process (GO): protein phosphorylation; regulation of mitotic cell cycle
Cellular component (GO): nucleus
Molecular function (GO): ATP binding; cyclin-dependent protein serine/threonine kinase activity
Source: RefSeq, a predicted model, not a curated record